AUGGAGGGAAGAAGAGGAUCAAGACCUGAGAGAGAGAAAAGGAGAAUCCCACAGAAAGAAGAAGGAGCAGCCAGCAGGAAGGAGCCCUACAAAUGGGCAGCUUUCAAAUAUUUGUCCAUUUUACGUAUCCUUGUGGAACUUCACCCCGGUCGCUGGAGGAAAAGUCCCGCCCCAUCCCACCCCGCCCAUAGGCUUUCCGAGAGCCCGGCCGACUCGGAGGGGCUGGUGGGUCGGUCCCCGCGUGUGGACUGCGCGCUGAGCCCCCUCAGGCGACCGUGGUCUUCGCUCUCCUGUCAAGGGCAUCACUUAGGGGAAGGAACGAACGGCCCUUUCUUGCUUUUUCUCUCUGGGACCAAAGCAGAGCGCUGGAGAGCCAUUCGGAGCACCCACGUUAUUUUUCCUCUUACUAAGAAGCCGGGCGGGGAGAGGGGAGGACGCAGACCCUCGUUCCUCGCGGACAGAGCCCCGCCCGGCGCCGCGGCAGAGCGGCUGCUGGACCCGGGUGGGCCCCGGCGGCUCGGGGCGGGGGAGGCGCGCCCCGCCCAGCGCGGCCGCUGGUGUCAGCGUUGCCGCGCCCGGCGGGUCCCUGCGGCCGCUACGUCCCCGCCCGUCGGCCUUGCUGCGCGGAGGGGGCGGCCAGGUGUCCUGCGGCCGGCGUCCCCGCACCGGGAGCUGGAGGGAGCCGGGGCCGGGCGGGCGCUCCGGGGCUGCCUUCCUCCCCGCGCCCUGCGGGGCUGUCCAACGCCUUCCAGCUCCGGCUCCCGCUGCCUGCACCAUGUCCGCCAGAGAUUCCUAGCUUCCUGAAAAAUUACAUCUUUUGUAUGGCGUAGAAAGGACUAGAAAAAUGUCAGUAUCUCCUUUUUUCUUCCCAUACCUUCUAAUGUUUCUGGUACAAACAACUCCCAAACGUUUUUUGGCAAACAACAAUGAGAAAAUGGCAAAAAUGAGAAUUUUGGAAGUGAGGAUUACCUUUUUGGGUAUUCAUUCACAUUCCAAGCAGCACUUGUUUAUAUUUUUUUUGACUUUGCAGUAAAGCAUCAGUGACGGAAUAUUUUUUCUUUCUCUUCCUUUUGAUAAAUUUGUUAGUUAAGGCAGAUUCUUCAUUAAGGACUUCAGUCUUCAGAAUCCUGAUAGGCAAAUUAUACAACAUCCUACUCAAUUAAGAAAAGGAAUUAUUAAUAGAGAACUCAGGGGAAAAUGCUCUUACACACUUAUUGGCUGUUUUAUAGUAAACACAGUGAUUUCUACUUUUGUAUUAUUCAUUGCAGGAAAAAUGUUCUUUAUGAAUAUUUUGAUGUGAGAUAUUAAAUGAAAUCUAUAAAAUAAGACUUUAUUGCCUGUUAGGACAAUUUCUUUUGAAAAAAUAUUUUUACUAUCUUACUGUUUGACUAGGUCAUAAAAAAGGGAUGGCAUUGAGUGGACACAUAUUUAAUUUGUAAAAUGCUGGGAGAAAGAUAUUUUAUAGGAAAUUGUUGUCAUAUGUAAUAUACUUUUAAAAUUCAGUAGAUUGCUUUUGGAGGUUAUGAACAUUGACAAAUAGAGCUAUGGCAGAAAGGAUAUAUUCUAUCCAUCUUCAGCCCAGUUGAGAAUAUUAUCAACAACCUUUUUACUUUCCUAAGCUGUCCUUUUCAAAUCUAUUUCCUAGUGUUUCUUGGGUUUCGUGUUCUGCUUAAACUAGAUUAUUCUUAUACGAAUACUUGUUAGGGAGAUUAUGGAGAGUGUUUAAAUUUACUUCUGCGAAGAAGGGUUGAUAACGAUUCAGUCAAGUUAACUGUAUCACCAGACUCUCAAAGACCAUGGUGGAGAUAAUUUGACAGGCUUGAUUUUAUUUAGGAAACAAUAUUUGUGGAUAAUGUUACCACCUGAAUAGUAGGAACAGUAUUAUUUUAGUCAUCUCUGUAUGCCUACCACCUACUACAUUCCUUCCACAAAUAUUUAUUAAGCACCUGCUGUUUUAGGAGCAGUAGCUGUAGCAGUGCACAAAACAGAUUUUUUAGAAAAAAAUCCUUGCCAGUGGAAGUUUCUAGGCAGCUUUUAUUUGGAGUUACUUUAUUUUAUUUAUGUAACAAUUAUAUUUAUGAAAUGUAAGUAAGUAAAAUACAUAGCAUAUCAGAUAGUGAUGGAUGCUAUGGAGAAAACAAAGCAGGGAUCGGGGAUGGAGGGUCUGGGAUGGGCGUGAUCAGGGAAGACUUCAUUGAGAAGGUGACAUUUAAACAAAGAGAAGGAGCGGAGAAAGCGAGCUAUGGGAGCAUCUGGGGUGAGAGCAUUCUGGGCAGAGAGAAGAGCAACUGCAAAGGCCCUGAGUUGGGAAUGUGCUUGGAGUGUUUAGGGCACAGCGAGGCCAGUAGGAGGGGCGGGCAGAGAGAUGGUGGGGCGUGGGGGAGCAGUCAUGUGCUAUCUUGUGAACCACCUUGAGGACUUUGGCUUUUACUGAGUGACAUGACAACCACUCAUGGGUGUUAAGCAGAGGAAUCCACUUGGUUAAAUAUUGACCUGAACAGAGUAUCUCCUUAAAGAAAUCAUGGGUACCCCUGAUCUGUGACUUUGGGCUUGUUUAUUUAUACAGUAUUUGGUGAUCUCUGGGUUUUGUGGUGUGUAUGUGUGUUGUUUUAAUUUGUGAAUAACUACAUGAAUAAAACUUAGCUUUGUUGGAUUUGUAGCUAGCAAACAAAGACUGUGUCCUGUACCACAGAUCACUAAUAUUGUUGGAACAAGAAAGAGGCAAAUGUAGCCAAUGGCUAAUGGGCAGUUAUUGACUAACAUCAGGCUUAGAGCACUUGAUGUAGUCCAGAAGAAUAAAUACUAGAGGAAGGCAAACCCCUUCCUUUUCUGGCCUCAGAAAGGAAAAGCUGUGAAGUGAGAUAACCACCCUGUGAAGUGUGUGACUAAGUUUAGAAAGCAAGGUGUCUGACCAUAAAUCAUUAUGUUUUCAGUAUACUCAUGAAUUUUGGAAUGGUAUAUCGAUUAAAUGAUUAGGCAGUCUUAAUUCUAGCACGUUAUUUCAGCUAGAGAUAAAUCCCCCGGGAUAGAGAUUAUGUGCGGGUAUGUCUGCUGUCAAAAAUCUCAACCGCUGGCUGGGCGAGAUGGCUCAUGGCUAUAAUCCCAGCACUUUGGGAGGCCAAGGCAGAAGGAUCGCUUGAAGCCAGGAGUUCGAGGCCAGCCUGGGCAACAUAGCAACAUAGUGAGACCCUCGUCUCUACCAAAAAAAAAUUUAAAAAUAAAAUUAGCUGGGUGUGGUGGUGAAUGUCUGUAGUCCUAGCUACUAAGGAGGCUGAGGCAGGACGGUUGCUAGAGCCCAGGUGUUUGAGGCUGCAUUGAGCUAUGAUCAUGUCACUGCACUCCAGUCUGGGUGACAAAGAAAGACCUCAUCACUAAAAAAAAAAAAAAAAAAAAUUCUGUUGCUGUCCUUGCAUGGUGUUUUGUGUUAUGCUCCAGGAUGUUUUAAUUUUUUUUUUUGAAAGCAGGCAAAAUGGAGGGAAGAAAUGAACUUAUUGGAUAUGCACACACAUCAAACAGAGCAGACAGACAGGCACACACGGCAGAUAUGCCUUCUGAAGACUCGGGGCUAUAUUAAAACAGGCACAGAUAACAUUUUCAUUGUUGUCUUUGUGUCUGCUCUGUGUGUCUGACAGUAGAAGCAUACUUGCAGAAUUGAACUGCUGUCUUCCUUCUGGGUCACUUUUGUAUAGAUUGCAUAUUAUAAGCUGGCCAACCACAGAUGGUAUCUAAUUUCAUGUCUGUUUACCAUUAUGUAUGCUUUUUAAGAACUCAAAAAUAUUAGAGAUAAAUUUAGUCAGCCUACUUCUCCAAACUUAGUUCAUGAGUCCUAUUAAAAUGAGAAUUAUUCUUUUUCCUGAAGACAGCAAGGCAAAAAAAAAAAAAAAAAAAGAAAAUUAUUCAAACACAGGGGUUCUUAUGGUUUGUGAUUUUUUCCCCAUCUAUUUGGUGGUUCAGUGAUUCAGAUGUUAUCAUGCUAUUGUUUUCAAUGACUUUAUUUUAUUUUAUUUUGAGAUGGAGUCUUGCUCUAUCAUCCAGGCGGGAGUGCAAUGACCCCAUCUUUGCUCACUGCAACCUCUGCUUCCCAAGUUCAAGCGAUUCUCCUGCCUCAGCCUCCCGAGUAGCUGGGAUUACAGGCACAUGCCACCACGCCCAGCUAAUUUUUGUAUUUUUAAUAGAGACAGGGUUUCACCAUAUUGGCUAGGCUGGUCUGGAACUCCUGACCUCAAGUGAUCCACCCGCCUUGGCCUCCCAAAGUGCCGGGAUUACAGGUGUGAACCAUCAUGCCCAGACUUCAGUGGCUUUUAAAUAAUUAAUUUCAGGUAAUGCUCUUUGUAGAUUUUGAGGACAUAUAAAGAAAGCAAUUAGAAUUGUGAACUGGAUCAUUUGCAUACAUGCACAACUGUUAUCAAUAUCACCUCUCUCUCCCCUUUCUAGUCUAUUCUGUGUAUAACUAUCAAAUCCAUUUUCGAUAGCUUGGCCUUGAACAUGUGACUCCCCUAUAUAAAAAAGCUCCUACAACUCCCCAUUGCCUCUGGAAUUAGCUGCAGAUUCUUCUACUCUGGCAUUCAGGGCUUUUUUGUGAUGUGUUCCAGGAGGGAAGAGAUGAACUCUUUGGGCACAUAUACUCAUAGAGCAGAGCGGAGAGACAGGCACACACAGCAGACACGACUUUCCUACAGCUUGGCCGUGACUGCCUGGCUUCCCCAUGCAGAAAGCUUCCAUGCCCCCAUGGUCUGUGGAGCUGCCUCCAGAUUCCUCAACCUCAGCAUUUGGGGAUCUUCAUGGCCUGGAUGACCCACUUCACUUUUCUGUCUUUGGAACCUUUGCUUAAGUCAAGCUAGACUGUUCAUCUUUCCCAAACUGUGGUUUUGAUUCUGUUUCCACCUGGAAUGCCCUUUUCUUCACCAAUUUGUGGAAAACAUGGUGUCUGUUUUUUAAGGAUCGUUUUAUAUGCUAUGAAGACUUUUCCUUCUACACAUCAAAGAAAACAAUUAGCAGAGUGAAGAAACAAUCUAUGGUUUGGGAGGAAAUAUUUGCAAGUCAUACAAAGGGUUUAAUAUCCACAAUAAGAUUUUAUUAAUACCCUUAAUGAGAGUUUAAUAUCUAAAAUAUAUAAGGACCUCAAAUAACUAUAAGCAGAAAAGAAAUAAUCCAAUUAAGAAAUGGGUAAAGGAUAUGAAUAGACAUUGCUCAAAAGAAGACAUACAAAUGACUAACAGAUGCAAAAUGCCCAACAUCACUACUCAUUAGGGAGAUGCAGAUUAAAACCACAAUAAAAUAUCACCUCACACCUGUUAGAAUAGCUGUUAUCAAAAAGACAGAAGAUGAGCAUUGGCGAGGAUGUGGAGAAAACCCUGUCUCGUAUGCUGUUGGUGGGAAUGUAAAUUAGUACAACCAUUAUAGAAAACAGUAUGGAGGUUCCUCGAGAAACUAAAAAUAAAAUUACCAUAUGAACCAAAAAGAUUUGAAAUCGCUAUGUCAAAGAAAUAGCCUCACUCCCGUGAUCAUUGCUGCACUAUUCACAAUAGCCAAGUUAUGGAAUCAACCUAAGUGUUCAUCAAGGGAUGGAUGAAUAAAGACAUGUGGUAUACGUACACAAUAGAAUACUAUUCACUCUUAAAAAAGGAAGACAUUCUGUCAUAUGCAACAAUAUGGAUGGAAUUGGAGACCACAAUGCUAAGUGAAAUAAGCCAAACACUGAAAGGCAAAUACCACACGUUCCUGCUUAUAUGUGGAAUCUAAAAUAAUCCAACUCAUAGAAGCAGAGAGUAGAAUGGUGGUUACUGAGGCUGGGGUAGGGUAAGAGGAAUGGGGAGAUGAUAGUCGUCAAAGGGUACAAAGCCUCAGUUGGAUUUUUUUUUUUAGAUCAGUGGCACAGCAUGUGAAUAUAGCUAAUAAUUGAGUUCUGUACAUUUCAAUAUUGCCAAGACAGUACAUUUCUAAUGUUCUUAUCAAGUUAAAUAUUGAGAUGAUAGAUAUGUUAAUAGCUUAAUUUAAUCUUUCCACACUGUAUUCAAAUUUGUAACACCACAUAGCACCCAAUAAACAUAUACAAACAUGAUUUGUCUACAUCUAGAAGACCUUUCUGUUAUUUUGAGAGACCUCCUCUGCUGUUUUGGAGCCUCUAAUAUUCAGUAAUAAUCUUCCUUGCAUUAUAGAGAUUGACGUCCUGUUUUCAUGUUAUUUCUGGUGCUUAGGAAUUUUUUUUUUUUUUAGACACAGUCUUGCUCAUGUUCCCCAGGCUGGAGUGCAAUGGUGCAAUCUCAGCUCACUGCAACCUCCACCUCCUGGGUUGAAGCAAUUCUCCUGCCUCAGCCUCCCAAGUAGCUGGGCUUGCAGGCGUAAGCCACCACCACAGGGUUUCACCAUGUUGGCCAGGCUGGUCUUAAACUCUUGACCUCAGGUGAUCUGCCCUCCUUGGCCUCUCAAAGUCCUGGGAUUAACGGCGUGAGCCACUGUGCCCAGCCAAUUAGGAAAUAUUAUAUAUAAUAAUACAUAUAUAUAUAUAUAUAUAUAUGUUAGAGACAGAGUCUUGC
Messenger RNA from Symphalangus syndactylus (siamang), 6536 nucleotides. RefSeq lists its product as uncharacterized. Lineage: Eukaryota; Metazoa; Chordata; Mammalia; Primates; Hylobatidae. The record is from RefSeq and is a predicted model, not a curated record.